CCUCGAGGCCGUUACUUCAUCUUCUUCCUCCCUCUCCGCUCUGGCUCUCGCUCCACUCUCGCUCCACUCGCACAUCGCUGCGCUGCAUCGCAUCGACGCCUGCUUCCUCCGAGCGCGGCGAACCUUAGAAUCGCCCAUGGACGGCGCUCCUUCGCACGGAGAUAAGGAGAGCAAGAUGGACCCGAUGAGGGAGUGCCGCGGUAAAGGAGCGUGCGAGUUCAGUCCUCGGACGGAGCAUGUCUCCGAUCGCAUCCUCCCUCAUAUUCUCAACUUAUAUGCUUCUCAUGCCACUCCUCGUGACUUUGAGAUCUAUGCUGAUGAUGCUUCUUUUGAAGACCCACUCAUGUGUGCUCAUGGGUUGAGGCAGAUCAAGUCAGCAUUUUACUCUCUGGCAAAGGUGUUCAGUGAAUCGAGAAUUGUUGAAUACACUGUCAAAGAGAAUUUGAUAUCACCAGGGAAAUAUGAGAUACUGAUUGACAAUAAACAAUACUACAAGUUUUUGGGGAGGCACAUAGACAUGAUUUCUCUCAUUAGGCUGUACGUGGAGAAUGACAAAGUUGUUCGUCAUGAGGACUGGUGGGAUAAGAAGCCUCUCAAGAGCAGAGACACUGUCCAGAUCCCCAUGGUUGGCAUAACUUUGGAAAUGCUUCGCCGGGGCUCAAUGAUGGCAACUCAUGCUAUGAUGGGUUUUGGGAAGGAUCCUACCAUGUAAAUCAACUCUUAAAUCUGAACAGAGAAUUUCUUUACACCUGUUAAGGUUUGUGCAGACAAGUUGGUGGUGAUUUUUAUAGCUAGAGAAAGUAUACGAGCAAACUGUGUGGUGUUGGUGGUUAUUGCUUGAGAAUGUGAACAAGCAAUCAGAACCAGGUGUUGUACUGCAACGCGACAACUCUGAGGUUUAGGUAGUCGCUCCUCUGGCUUUCAGAGGAUUCAGAUUCUAUUUGUUGGCAAAUUUUUUGUGACAUUUUAAAACUAUUAGCAACAAGCAGAUGUAUUCUGGUACUUUAUGAUCUGCUUUUCUUUCUGUAGAUGCUCAUAUGAUUACCCACUAUAAGUUUCUCUAUGAACAAAUUAUUCUAUUAAAUAAAACUGAAUUUCCAUG
Molecule: messenger RNA, 1102 nt
Organism: Rhodamnia argentea
Lineage: Eukaryota; Viridiplantae; Streptophyta; Magnoliopsida; Myrtales; Myrtaceae
Exons: 7
Coding region: 137-712 (191 amino acids)
Source: RefSeq, a predicted model, not a curated record